GGCGGCGUUGUAGGCUUUGAGGGGACCCGGGACACCUGAAUGCCCCCGGCCCCGGCUCCUCCGACGCGAUGGGGAAGGUGCUAUCCAAGAUCUUCGGGAACAAGGAAAUGCGGAUCCUCAUGCUGGGCCUGGACGCAGCCGGCAAGACAACGAUCCUGUACAAGUUGAAGCUCGGCCAGUCGGUGACCACCAUUCCCACGGUGGGUUUCAACGUGGAGACGGUGACUUACAAAAACGUCAAGUUCAACGUGUGGGAUGUGGGCGGCCAGGACAAGAUCCGGCCGCUCUGGCGGCAUUACUACACGGGGACCCAGGGUCUGAUCUUCGUGGUAGACUGCGCCGACCGCGACCGCAUCGACGAAGCCCGCCAGGAGCUGCACCGCAUUAUCAAUGACCGGGAGAUGAGGGACGCCAUAAUCCUCAUCUUCGCCAACAAGCAGGACCUGCCUGAUGCCAUGAAACCCCAUGAGAUCCAGGAGAAACUGGGCCUGACCCGGAUUCGGGACAGGAACUGGUAUGUGCAGCCCUCCUGUGCCACCUCCGGGGACGGACUCUAUGAGGGGCUCACAUGGUUAACCUCUAACUACAAAUCCUAAUGAGUAUCCUCCACCCAUCCCCCCCGGAAGGAGAGAAAUCAAAAACCCAUUCAUAGGAUUAUCGCCACCAUCAUCACCUCUUUGAAUUGCCACUCUCUUUUUGAAUCUGAACUCUGGAGUUACUGUUCUACGGUUUAGUGGGGUUGGGUUUUUCUUUGUUUCCUUCUCUCUCUCUCUCUCUUUUUUUUUUUUUUUUUUUGGCUUUGCGAUAGGAUGCUCUGAUCUGACAUUCGACACGAAUACAGUGCUAGAUGCUCUUAUGACUUCCAGCAAACGGGGUGGGGUAAUAGCAGCUCUUGGUAAAGUCCUAUAUAAUAAUGGUUUGAUUUUUUUAUUUCAAGAGAAUAUUUUUUCCCCAAUGUAUGCUUUUUUUUUUUUUCCUUUUUGCCCAGUUUCUUAUCACUUGCUGUAGAUGGCUUAUUUUGCAUUCAUGCAGACUAUGUUGCAAGUCUGUUUCAUCUAGUAAACUGAAAAUUAUUGCUUAAUCAAACUGCCGUUUGUCUUUUAUAUUUAAGGCCUCCCCCCUUCCUUGUUAGCUCUAACUUUAGUAGUUUCAAAUGUGACCUUUUAUAACCGAGACCAGUAUGGUAGACUUAGCCCACAGUGGCCACAUAAUGAGUAAUACCAGUGUAAUGUUCCAGUUGCACAUCAGUGUGUUAAACAGGUAAUGUAAGAAAUGCCUUGAAGUGUCAGCUGCUAACGCGCAUGAGUAGGAGUAAAACCCAAAGUUCCCCUUCCAUAGC
Messenger RNA from Acomys russatus (golden spiny mouse), 1339 nucleotides. RefSeq names its product ADP ribosylation factor 6 (gene Arf6). The transcript has a single exon. Gene Ontology annotation, molecular function: GTP binding; GTPase activity. The record is from RefSeq and is a predicted model, not a curated record. Gene Ontology annotation, cellular component: cytoplasm. NCBI's taxonomy places the organism in Eukaryota, Metazoa, Chordata, Mammalia, Rodentia, Muridae. Gene Ontology annotation, biological process: intracellular protein transport; vesicle-mediated transport. Bases 69 to 596 code for a protein of 175 amino acids.